AGCGCUGGUGCGCCCGGUCACUGCGAGGCAGCAGGACCACGAAGAAGACACAAUGAAAACAGUAGUGGAUAUACUGUGGCUCCUUCUGGUCGCUGUGUUGUGGGGGGUCACCAACCCACUCCUGAAGAAAGGAACUGUGGGUAUUGAGCAUGUGAAGGAAGGGAGCAGAAUCUCUCAGCUUCUGGCUGAAGUAAAAUUCCUCUUUCUCAACAUUAAGUAUCUUUUACCGUUCCUGCUGAACCAGAGCGGCUCUGUGGUGUUCUAUUUCACUCUCGCUACAACAGAUUUGUCGCUGGCCGUGCCAACAGUGAACUCUCUCAGCUUCCUGUUUACAUUGCUCACUGGAAAACUGCUUGGGGAGGAUUUUGGAGGGAAGAGAGCUGUGCUGGGGAUGGUGCUCACUAUGCUGGGGGUCACUCUGUGUGUGGUCAGUUCUGUGUCAGAAGCUGAGAGUGCAGGACUUCACAACACGUCGCAUAUCACAAACACCGGACACCAGACCGUCCCUCACUAACAAUGGACACAGCUGCAUCAAGGUGGACACUCUAUGGAAAGUCUUUCCUUACCAAUGGGGUUUCUGUGGGUAAAAUAAAUUAGGGCUGAACUUGUGGACAGGAUACAGUAUUGCAGUCACGCUGCUGCUUAUUUAUGUUUUAAAAACACACUGGCGAACCGUUAAUGUGACAUGGUUGAAGUCUGGCCCUGCAUUACUCUGACUUUCCUUCAUAAUCUUGAUUUGCUUGAUGAUGUGAAUGCUCUGAAUCAUCCAAACACCCACAGCAGCUCGUCUGGGACGUGUUAAAAGCGGUCAGGAUGCUCACAGCACGUUUAGUGAACCGUUUGAGGGCAUGGCAAGUAUUGUGGUAACAAUUCACUAGGCAACGUAAACAUGAAUAUUUUUCCUCCUUACUUUAACCCUACAAAUGAAACAGGAAGACAAACGUGAAGGAUUUGGCACACUUUGCCGACAGGCCUACUGAAGGAGUCUUUGUUCUAACAGAAAGUAACCAUUCUGAAUGCAUGUCGCCUUAUUUCAGUAGAUAAAGUUCACUCUAUCAGUUCCUCACAGAUGGACCAGAUGCAGUUGUUCAUAAAUUUUUACCAUAAGGUGACAGUGAAGUCUCCCCCCGCCUCCCACAUACACCAGCUGCUUUGUAAUCUUUGUUAGUGUUUAUGGUUAUUGAUCCUGAGCCAGUGCCUGCAAAAAAACCCCAAUCAAGAGAGUAAAACCAAACCAGAUGUUUCCUGGCACGUGGGCUUUGUUUAUUGUGCACUGGCAAAGCAGCAGUUAACGGAUCCCUGAUAAGAAGGCUUUUAUUGACUAAAUCAUUCUGCUCAACUCCUGCUGGCAGUUUUGGCUCAAGUUUCAAGUAAUUGCUUUGCAAAUGAAUACAUUUUGUAUUCCCCUUAGAGCACAACGGCACCUGUUUAAUAUAAUCCCAUGUAAAUGAGUGGUGUCGGCUUCGUGGCCAGAGGGAUGUUCAGGAAAUGUUAACUGUCAGGAACCCUAGACUGGUCGGCUGCAGUGAACAGAAUUCUUUUUAAUUAUACCACUGACAGCUAAAUAGCACUUUAAAAUAUUCUGUUUACACAAUGUACAGGCAGUGGACAUUUCUGACCAAACUCUUCUUGACCUACAAGUCCUACACGUUACAAGCCUCAUUGCUCAAAUCCGAUUUUUUGCUCAAAUCCGAUCUCUCUGACAGGAUGGUUCACACUCGUUUAGGUAAGUGACUCAGAUCCGUCAUUAAUGUGAUGAACCCGCAUCCUGAAAUGACCCUCAUGAGCUCAUCCUACUCAGUAACAUCACGUGAAUGAAUUGCAUGCCUCAUCAGCACAAACUAACGAGCAGAACGAGCUUCGCUGAGAAGAUAAUUAACUCUGAUCAGCUCUCAGCUUCAUUAUUAGAGCGAGACGAAGGAGAAAAAG
Colossoma macropomum (tambaqui) is the source of this 1929-nucleotide messenger RNA. It is a transcript of the gene tmem234, whose product is annotated as transmembrane protein 234. The coding region runs from base 53 to 514 and encodes 153 amino acids. The transcript is spliced from 5 exons. The record is from RefSeq and is a predicted model, not a curated record. Lineage: Eukaryota; Metazoa; Chordata; Actinopteri; Characiformes; Serrasalmidae.